Musa acuminata subsp. malaccensis (wild Malaysian banana) is the source of this 4072-nucleotide messenger RNA. Its product is annotated as protein transport protein SEC24 C. Gene Ontology annotation, molecular function: zinc ion binding; SNARE binding. Lineage: Eukaryota; Viridiplantae; Streptophyta; Magnoliopsida; Zingiberales; Musaceae. Gene Ontology annotation, biological process: COPII-coated vesicle cargo loading; endoplasmic reticulum to Golgi vesicle-mediated transport; intracellular protein transport. Gene Ontology annotation, cellular component: COPII vesicle coat; endoplasmic reticulum exit site. The record is from RefSeq and is a predicted model, not a curated record.
CAGCACACGCUUCCGCUCGGCAUUUACCCGCACGCGAUCUUACCUCCCUCACACCAGUUUGGUCCUUCCUCCCGUCCAUCGUCUCUCUCAGAUCCCAAUCUCUCUCUCCCUCCGUCUGUUUGGAGGUUUCCGCCCCGCCCUCGUCUUCCCCUCGUUCCGUUACCGGCCCUAACCCUAAAUCCAUGUCGUCGUCUCCGCCUUUCGUCUCGGGACAACCGCGGCCGCGACCCGGCUUCGCCCCAUCGACCAAUCCCAAUGCCGCCGUCUCCACCUAUAACCCCCAGAUCGGCCGCUCCCCACCCCCCACCAGUGCCCCCCGCGCCGCGUCGCCGUCGCCCUUCUCCGCCUCCUCCCUCCCCGGCCCCCCUCCCCCUUUCGCGUCUCGCCCGCCGCCGCAGGGCCCGGCUGUCUUGUCUCAGGGUCUGAUCUCCAGCAACGGGCCUCCCGUUGCGGGCAUCGCUUCGCAGCGGUUCCCUCCGCCGCCUCCUGUGCAGCAGACGCCGCCGGUGGCCGCCCCGGCGUCUAUCAGGGCGCCUCCGCUGUCGGCUGCUCCUUCCCAGGCUCCAGGCGUCCAGUCGUUUCCCGGGAGCCCGCCUGCUGUUACUCCUGCAUCGUUGCCGUUAAUGGGAUCGCCGGCCUCGCAGCCGUUUAGUAGACCACCGCCAACGCAUACACCGUUCGCUGGACCGCCAGCCUCGCAGCCACCCUUCGCUGGACCGCGGACGUCGCAGCCGCCCUCGGCAGGACAGCCUACCUCACAGCCGCCCUUCCCGGGACCGACGACCUUUCAGCGGCCUUUCGCCGUACCGCCAUCCUCUCAGCCACCCUUCGGCGGACCACCAACCUCACAGCCACUCUUCGCCGGGCCUCCAACCUCACAGCCACCCUUCGCCGGACCGCCAAACUCUCAGCCACCCUUCGGUGGACUGCCUUACACCGGGCCGCCAACCUCACAGCCAUUUGGUGCGUCACCGACCGUGCAGCCGUUCACUGGGGCACCGUACGCAGGACGACCAUCCUCACCAUCAUAUAUGGGCCCACCAUCUUCUCAACCAUUUUCAGGGCCCCCAACUGCGGCCGCUCCUUUCGGGGCUCCGGCUUGGUCGUCACAGCCACGGCAGGUGGCCCCAUCCAUGCCUGGUGCUGUGCAAGCGCCUCCUACAAUGUUUGGCAUGCCACCAAGCACGCCAGGCCAAUCGAUGCCUCCCAUUCCACCUGCUUUGGGUCAUUCGUCUCUUGCAGGUCCUCAGGCCUCAACACCAUCAAAGGUAGAUCCAAACCAAAUUCCACGACCAAUGCCAAGUUCCUCAGUCAUACUCUUUGAGACUCGUCAGGGAAAUCAAGCAAAUGCUCCUCCGCCUGCAACUAGCAAUUUCAUUGUCAAGGAUAAUGGUAAUUGCAGCCCUCGUUUAAUGAGGUGCACCAUGAAUCAGAUACCAUGCACCGGAGACCUUUUGUCUACAUCUAGCAUGCCUUUGGCAUUGAUGGUGCAACCGUUGGCACUUCCACAUCCUUCCGAGGAGCCCAUCCAAAUUGUGGACUUUGGUGAAAGUGGACCUAUUCGGUGUUCUCGAUGCAAAGGUUACAUAAAUCCUUAUAUGAGAUUCAUCGAUCAUGGACGAAGAUUUGUUUGCAAUUUAUGUGGCUUUACCAAUGAUACUCCGCGGGAUUACUACUGUAAUCUUGGACCAGAUGGAAGACGCCGUGAUGCUGAUGAAAGGCCUGAACUUUGUAGAGGAACAGUUGAAUUUGUUGCUACCAGGGAAUACAUGGUUCGUGAUCCAAUGCCUGCCGUCUUUUUCUUCCUCAUUGAUGUUUCAAUGAAUGCUGUACAAACGGGUGCUACUGCAGCAGCUUGCAGUGCAAUCAGUCAGUCUCUUGCAGAUCUUCCUGAUGGUCCGCAGACAAUGGUUGGGAUUGCAACUUUUGAUUGCACUAUUCAUUUCUACAAUCUAAGACGUGCCUCACAGCAGCCUUUAAUGCUCAUUGUUCCUGAUGUUCAUGACGUUUAUACACCCCUUCAAACAGACAUAAUUGUUCAACUUACUGAGUGCCGCCAAGGUUUGGAGCAGUUGCUAGAGAACAUCCCAAGCAUGUUCGAUAACAAUAAAGUUGCUGAGUCUGCAUUUGGUGCGGCUAUCAAGGCUGGGUUCCUGGCACUGAAACCCACAGGUGGAAAACUUCUUGUGUUUCAGUCAGUUUUGCCAUCAGUUGGUAUUGGGUCUCUUUCUGCCAGGGAGGCCGAGGGAAGAACAAAUGUUUCUGCUGGUGACAAGGAAGCUCAUAAGUUUCUCCAACCAGCAGACAAGACAUUGAAAACAAUGGCCAUAGAGUUUGCCGAAUACCAGGUUUGUGUGGAUAUAUUCAUCACUACCCAGACUUUUGUGGACAUUGCAUCCAUUUCUGUUGUUCCAACAACUACAGGGGGGCAGGUAUAUUAUUAUUAUCCAUUUUCUGCUCUUUCUGAUCCUGGUAAACUCUACAACGAUCUUAGAUGGAACAUCAGUAGACCCCAAGGUUUUGAAGCAGUGAUGCGUGUUAGAUGUAGCCAGGGUCUUCAAGUUCAAGAGUAUUCUGGAAACUUUUGUAAGCGUAUUCCCACUGAUAUUGAUCUUCCUGCGAUUGACAGCGACAAAACCAUCAUGGUCACAUUUAAACAUGAUGAUAAGUUCCAGGAGAAUUCAGAAUGUUCCUUUCAGUGUGCACUUCUUUACACUACUGUGUAUGGGCAAAGAAGAAUUCGAGUUAUGAAUAUCUCCCUUCCUUGCACUACCAUGCUCAGUAGUCUGUUCCGUUCAGCAGAUUUGGAUACUCAGUUUGCUUGUUUUCUCAAGCAAGCUGCAAGUAUGCUCCCUGUGAGCCCUCUUUCCCAAGUACAUGAGCAAAUCACAAACCUCUGCAUCAACAUCCUACAUGCCUACCGAAAAUUUUGUGCCACAGUAUCAUCAGCAGGACAGCUAAUUCUUCCUGAAGCUCUCAAGCUGUUGCCUCUAUAUACUCUAGCAUUGGCUAAAAGCAUUGGGUUGCGAAAUGAUGGGCGGUUGGAUGACCGUUCCUAUUGGAUCAGCCAUGUCGCAUCAAUUUCUAUAUCAUUGGCUAUUCCUUUAGUAUAUCCUAGGAUGUUAUCUAUUCAUGACCUUACUACAAAGGAGGAUGAUGGAUCCCUUUUAGCUUUAAAUAUUCCUCUUUCUAGUGAGCACAUAAAUGAUGAUGGAAUUUAUCUUUUGGAAAAUGGUGAAGAUGGGUUAAUUUAUAUUGGAAACAUGGUCAACCCAGAUACCCUACAACAGAUAUUUGGAGUUUCUUCUGUGGAUGGACUUCCAUCUCAGCUUGUUUUAGAGCAGUUCGACAAUGAAUUGUCAAAGAAACUAAAUGAUGUAGUGAAUGAGAUUAGACAGCAGAGAUGUUCAUACCUACGUUUGCGGCUAUGCAAAAAGGGUGAUCCUUCAGGCAUGCAUUUUCUAUCUUAUAUGGUUGAAGACAAAAGUCCCGGAGGCCUCUCCUAUGUUGAGUUCCUUGUACAUGUCCACCGACAAAUCCAAACAAAAAUGUCUUGAUCCAGAUAUGCAUGUGCAGAAAAUUUUGGUUGUUAUUUGGCUUUUUUUUGGUUUUGUGGAACUUAAACUAAAGUUGAAGAUGGGUUACCAACAGGAGCAUUGGAUGCUUCUGUGCACUAGCUGAGUUCUGUUGCCGCUGAUUCACCUUUCUCGUGAGCCAGAGCAGGUGACAGUUUUCAAUUUUAACUACUGUUAUUACUGGGAGGUAGACCAAACAGAUUAGUUAUAGGUGCAAUAUUUGGCUGUUGUCUGAGGCCCCUUAUUCGAGAUUUAUUUUGAUUUGGUUUAGACUGGGGGGGGGGGUGGGGUUGUAUGAUAUUGAAGCUGAUGUUUGGGGUCUCCAUAAUAAAAGAAAGGUUAAUUACCCCAUCAGAUAUUUUCUUGGGUGAUUAUAUUGUUGGGUUAACAAGUAAACGUCAGGUUUUCUUCUGUAUCUUCAAUUAUCUCAUAAACUCUUAUCUCUGGAAUCAGUCUUAAGGUUACCAUAUUUAAGCAAGCUUGUCAUUCAUGAGUCA